GUGGGUUUCUUUGAAGUUGGAUUGUAAUGGUGUUGUGCCAUUGACUGAUAGUGAAAGUGUCAGUGAAGAGAUGAAAAGCGUCAGUUUUGGGACGCUUUGCGGAGAAAGGAAGCUGAUUUCGGAAAUGGUCAUUACUUCAGUUACAAAGAAGUGAAGAACUCAAGAUAUAACCAUUGAAUGUGAACUAAUAAAGGUUGGCAUUGAUUGUGGAGAAACUUUUAGCCCAGUGGUCAAACCAACAACCAUUCGAACUGUACUCAGUCUUGCUUUGUCAAAAAAUUAGCAAAUUCAUCAGUUAGAUGUCAAAAAUGCCUUUUUACAUGGGGAUCUAAAAGAAACGGUCUACAUGCAUCAACCCAUGGGGUUUAAGGACCCUGUGCAUCCGGAUUAUGUCUGUUUACUUCGGAAAUCUUUGUAUGGACUUAAACAGGCUCCUCGAGCAUGGUACAAGCGGUUUGCUGAUUUUGUCUCUCACAUUGGUUUCUCUAAUAGUACAUCGGAUAAUUCAUUAUUUGUCUAUAAGAAUGGAUCUCAUAUGGCUUACCUCUUGCUCUACGUCGAUGACAUUAUCUUGACUGCUUCUUCUAAUGCAUUAUUGACAUCUAUCAUGCAAAGUCUUAGCUCCGAGUUUGCUAUGAAAGACUUGGGUUCGUUGAAUUAUUUUUUGGGCAUCCGUGUGUCUCGUCACAAAGGUGGGUUGUUCCUAUCCCAACGUAAAUAUGCUGAGGAAAUUAUAGAGCGUGCUGGUAUGAUUUCCUGCAAACCCACACUAACUCCAAUUGAUACUAAACCCAAAGUUAGUGCUCACUCUGGUGCUCAGUAUGAGGAUCCAUCCAAAUAUCGCAGUUUAGCUGGUGCCUUGCAGUAUCUUAUCUUUACAAGGCCAGACAUCUCAUAUGCCGUUCAACAGGUUUGUUUGCACAUGCAUGACCCUCAUGAUCACCAUAUGCUUGCUUUGAAGCGUAUCAUUCGGUAUAUCCAAGGUACUUUGCACCUUGGCCUACAUCUCACUCCUUCUUCAGUAACCGAUCUUGUUGCCUAUACUGAUGCUGAUUGGGGUGGAUGUCCUGAUACUAGACGAUCUACUUCUGGCUACUGUGUUUUCUUAGGAGACAAUUUGCUCUCAUGGUCUUCCAAACGACAGCCUACUUUGUCUCGUUCUAGUGCUGAGGCUGAGUACCGGGGAGUGGCCAAUGUUGUUUCUGAGUCGUGUUGGCUUCGGAAUCUCUUAUUAGAGCUACAUUGCCCACUUCGAAAAGCUACAUUGGUAUAUUGUGAUAAUAUUAGUGCCAUUUAUCUUUCUGGCAAUCCUGUACAACACCAGCGCACCAAGCAUAUUGAGAUGGAUAUUCAUUUUGUUCGAGAAAAGGUGGCGCGUGGAGAGGUUCGGGUCCGUCAUGUGCCGUCUCGUUAUCAGAUUGCGGAUAUUUUCACUAAGGGCCUACCCCUUGUUUUGUUUGAUGAUUUUCGACACAGUCUCAACAUUCGUGAUCCUCCCGCUUCGACUGCGGGGGUGUGUUAGAAUAUACAAAUCUGGUACAUAUUAUUGUCAGUAUUUAGUUUCCAAUUAAUAAGCCAUAAAAUCAGUUUGUAAUAUUGUAAGUAAGGUAAAUCGAUUCUUAUUCUCCUUGAUUGUAGCCUCACGUUAAGCAACGUGAUCAUAGCAUAGCUUGUAUAUAUAUUUGAAAUGUGAGUAAUGAAA
Molecule: messenger RNA, 1702 nt
Organism: Amaranthus tricolor (Joseph's coat)
Lineage: Eukaryota; Viridiplantae; Streptophyta; Magnoliopsida; Caryophyllales; Amaranthaceae
Exons: 3
Coding region: 347-1522 (391 amino acids)
Source: RefSeq, a predicted model, not a curated record